UGUGCGGGACUGACUGCGGACGCACCGGAUCCACUGUUGAGCGCCGAACAACUCCAAACAAGAUCCAAGGCUAAAACACGCGUCAUUUACUCGCAAAGGAAGCGCCGAACUGCUGGAGUUUCCCAUCUGUUUUUAUCCUUGAGACGAAACUGUUUGCACCUUUCGGCACGCGAGCCAGGAGCGGACAGUAGCUGAUAUCCCGUCUAUCAGCAUGCGCUAAAACGCCAGACCAUACAAUAUAAGCAGCAGCAAACCUCGGGAGUUUACUUUUCAUGGUUCUUCUUGAAAGAAAAUCCAAAUGGAAUUGGACAGAAAUUUUUGGCAGUCCUGUGACUGACAGUUAAGCUUUGUUCCAGGACACUUUGAACAUGGAUAUAGGUCGAUAAAUUUCGGACAAAACUGUUGCAUAUCUACAGCGCAUCUCUAUGAUCUGGGAUCAAAAGCGAAAGGAGUCUAUUUUAAAUCUGACACAUGAUCAGGACCGGAUUUGUGCACCAACCCGAACCCCAACACGGUAUUGAUGGUCCUUAUACCUGUGUGCGUGCCACUCACCUCCUAUCUGGCGUGAUUUUAUCUUUUGUAAGGCUACUAGCUCAACUAAUAGAUGACGAGUACAAUAAAACAGUCACGCGCUGCCGUUUACGUUACCUAAGUGAAAGGUAGCAGCGAUAUUGGUAACAGAGAAACGUUGGCCCAGAAGCCGCCUGUGCAACGUUGUGCGACACCUUUUUUCCCUCCAGGCAACACUAGAAAAAUUGGAUUUGGAAGUUGAGCCAUGGAGCCCCUCCGCCUAGACGCAUAACCUAGUCUGUUGCAUGUGGUUCGGUAACCCGGAGUACAGUCGAUCGAAGGGAUCUUAUCUUCUUGCUGGCUUGUGUCUCUCCGAGAAGCGUGUAAGAUGGCUGGAAGUGACUGCUCGUGGAAAUAUUACCUCUGGAUUUUGACAGCCAUGUGCAGAUACGCGUUACCCGCAGCCAAAUCACUGGAGUCUGUCGUGUGGAAUUCACAAAAUCACAAGUUUGUGUCUGGGAAGGGCUUGGUGAUCUACCCGGAAAUCGGUGACAAACUGGACAUUAUCUGCCCCAAAGGGGACAUGGGAAGACCGUAUGAGUUUUAUAAACUCUACCUGGUGAAGAAAGAGCAGGCCGAGUCCUGCAGCACCAUACUGGACCCCAAUGUGCUGGUGACCUGCAACAAACCAGAGAAAGACAUCAAAUUCACCAUCAAGUUCCAGGAGUUCAGUCCAAACUACAUGGGACUUGAAUUCAGACGCAUGGCAAACUAUUACAUCACCUCAACUUCUAAUGGAACACAGGAAGGGUUGGAAAACAGAGAAGGUGGGGUUUGUAGCACGAGAUCCAUGAAGAUCAUCAUGAAAGUGGGCCAAGAUCCAAAUGCACCAGAUCCAGAUUUAACGGACCUCCCAGACCGGGACCGGGACAAUGAGAUCAAGGACCCCACAACCAGCCCUUCCCGCAAGAUAGACCGAGACCGAAGCAGAGACGCAGAUGGGAACGGAUCCAUAAUGCCUGGCAGAGACACGAGAAACCAGGAUAACAGUCCCGGUUCGGUGGAAGGUAUUUUCGGCUCUAAACCGGCUCUCUUCGCUGCCAUCGGAGCCGGCUGCGUCAUCUUCCUCCUCAUCAUCAUCAUCCUCAUCGUCUUGCUCCUCAAGCUUCGCAAGAGAACCCGCAAACACUUGCAGCCCAGGGGCGGAACUGCCCUGUCACUCAGCACUCUGGCCACACCCAAAGGAGCUGCCCAGGCCGGCUCAGAACCGAGUGACAUCAUCAUCCCCCUGCGGACAUCAGAGAAUAACUACUGUCCGCACUAUGAAAAAGUGAGCGGAGACUAUGGGCACCCCGUCUACAUAGUGCAGGAAAUGCCACCCCAGAGCCCUGCCAAUAUCUACUACAAAGUCUGAGAGAACAAGGGCGAAGCAACCGCAAUAAGAACUAGUUUUUGUAAGGUAUCCUGAAUCUUUUUUUCAUUACCUAACCCCGUCUGCUCCGUGUGCGAGAGGGAGAAGUGGAAAAGAGGAAUGAAAAAGACUGUCGAUGAUAUUCCUCUCAGAUUUCCUUCCCUCCGUCCCUUUUCCGAACACUACACUGUGUGUAUGUGUGUGUGCCUGUCGCUCUCGAUGUGUGUGAAACGGCAGAAAGCCUCUCCAAAUUGCGUGGCACUCAGGCACAGACUUCACUGCUGAAGAACAGCCGACAACCAAUCACAGAGGGCCACUAGAGUGACAUCACAAAGCAGGAAGCUCUCAUUUGUGUUUUUUGUACCAUUACGACUCCUCGCUUAGUUUUUUGUCUUUUUCAUCCGUCACAGUGUUUCGUUUUUAUCAGUAUCAACUUGAUUCUUGCAGCUUUCGCAGUGUCUCGCUCAAAGAAAAUGUCUUAAACACUCUUACGAAUG
Molecule: messenger RNA, 2418 nt
Organism: Sinocyclocheilus rhinocerous
Lineage: Eukaryota; Metazoa; Chordata; Actinopteri; Cypriniformes; Cyprinidae
Product: ephrin-B1-like
Exons: 5
Coding region: 899-1924 (341 amino acids)
Biological process (GO): axon guidance; ephrin receptor signaling pathway
Cellular component (GO): plasma membrane
Molecular function (GO): ephrin receptor binding
Source: RefSeq, a predicted model, not a curated record